AUGGGCCAGAGCGGCAUUGGUGAACCGUCAACCCGAAAGCUGCAUCCUUUCUUCACGAAGAGCGCCUCUGGUCUGAUCUCGACCCCUUCAACCUCAAAUUAUAUCACGAACUCAAAACUUGACGGUAGCGACAUUUCCACUCCAGUGCUUGAUACUGGCGACGACGGUUAUGGUGCGAGAAGAAAUAAGCCAGAAAGUUCAUCACCCCCAUGUGCGGCGGAUGCAGGCAUUCGGCACAUCAACUGCGCAGCUAAUGCAUCAGGAGCUGCACUUCCCGGCCCUCUAUUCAACUCUGCUCAACUCUUACCGCCUUCUAAGAUUACGGCGCAGGACACUUUCGUACCAGUCAAAAACAAAUGCGAGCCGCAAUGCCGGCGUAGCCCCGGCGAUGUAACAAACCCCAAGGAUAUCAUGCAGUGCACUCUGAGUACGACCAGCAUGGACCAACCCGAACGAAAUGCGUCAUCCCAGGGCAAGAAGGUGCUAAGAAUAAAUCCUCGAACUGGGACUCUAGGUUCGCCACCCAAGAUGAAACAAAAAUCUAAGCGCUCCCUGGUGGUCUGUAUCAAAUACGGUCGGGAUGAAAAAUCUAGGAGCGAAAUUGGUGACAAGGUCACUCGGAUUUUGGACGGCAGCCUACACCUUCCGAAGACACCGACAAAGCAGCGUCCAAGCAAGAGUUCAACCAGAACUAGUGAUAUUCUGGGCAAAUCUCCCACAUUCACCAAAGGGACUCACCCCUUCUUCUCUGGCAAACCCAAACCUCGUUCCUCAACACCGACCCCAUCAACGAAUUCGGCGACAAGAUCGCCAGCUCAAAUAGUCUCGGUAUUCAUGUCAACACCCGUGUCUCCAAGGAGAUGCGCCAACCCAUUCUCAUCUGCAAAUGCCGCGACAGUGCCACGGUUUGGUACUAGGCCUGGAGGUACCAAAAUACCUGGCGCCAAGUAUCCGAUAUGGCCAGCGCAGGGCAUGUCCCAUGUUCGAGGGAAUAGCUCCAGCACACUUGGUAGCACAGAACGUAAGAUCGACACCAACGGACGAUACAAGAAAUCCAAAGGACAGGUCACGACCAUUGGUCCAAACGAAUCCGUGCUGGUCGCUGUUUUCGAUAGAUUAGAUGUCGAUGGAUUGCGCCGUAGCUUGCCGCAAGACAACGACUCUUUUAGCCCUGCCCCUUCGGAGCUCCGCAUCCCACAAAAGCGAUGUGAGAGCGGUUUGAAAUUACAACGUCGAAUACGGUCUCAACUCACAAUCACCUCGCCACUGGCAUUGGCAGGUGUAGAAGAUCCGAGUUUCGACGAACUUGCUGGGCCAGCGCCUCCGUUAGCUCACCCAGCCAUCAGGCGCCACUACAAUUCCCUACAGACACAACUGUCGGCAUAUGACAGGUCUACCUGUGAGGGAUCCUCCUGGAAUCAAAAGUACGCACCAGUCUCAGCAUCGCAAGUCCUUCAGAAGACCAAGGAUGCCCUUCACGUGAAACAGUGGCUGGAAGGAAUGAAGGUUCAAUCGGUCGAAACUGGUAGUGGUGACGCGACGGGGGAAAAGGGUAGAUCAAAAGCCGAGUCACUGCCGAAGAAAAAAAGGAGGAAGAAUAAGGUGGACGAAUUCAUUGUCGACACUGACGAGGAACAGAGUGGCCUGGAAGAGAUAUCUGGCAGCGACGGAGAAGAGAAUGACAACCCCGGGGGGUCUCUAAGAUCUGUCGUUAGAGGCGGCGGUGCAGAGUUCAAGGACCCGGGACGACUGAGAAAUAGCAUUGUCAUCAGUGGCCCACACGGCUGUGGCAAGACGGCUGCUGUGUACGCGAUUGCAAAAGAGCUUGACUUUGAAGUAUUUGAGCUGAACUCAGGCACCCGGCGAAGUGGCAAGGAUGUUGUCGAAAGGGUUGGCGACAUGACGCGAAAUCACUUGGUUCAACAGCACCGAAUUCAGCAGCCAUCAGUGGACGGGGGCCCGAAUCAAGGCGGCAAGGAGUCGACAAAAUCUGGCAAACAAGGCAUGAUGACGGCAUUCUUCAAAGCAAAGGUUGCGUCUGAAACGAAGGCAAGGCCAAAGCAACCAGCGGGCAGUCAAACUCAAAAGCAUACUCCGAAGGCUCAAAAACAGUCGCUUAUUCUGAUUGAAGAAGCGGAUAUAUUAUAUGAAGAAGACAAGCAAUUUUGGACAGUAUUGAUGGGCAUGAUGAAUCAGUCCCGGCGGCCGUUCGUUAUCACGUGCAAUGAUGAGAGCUUAGUCCCGCUCCAGAGCCUAGACCUUCAUGGUAUCUUUCGAUUUUCCCCAAUACCAGAGCCUCUUGCCGCGGAUCUGUGUCUGCUCAUCGCGGCAAAUGAAGGACAUCGUCUCCAGAGAUGCGCCGUUGAGUCCUUGUAUCGAGCGCGCGAUCGCGACCUGCGAGCCACCAUUUCGGAACUCAACUUCUGGUGCCAAACUGGAGUGGGUGAUCGCAGGGGAGGCUCCGACUGGUUUUACGCCCGAUGGCCUAAAGGCUGCGACUUGGACGAUCGCGGUGAUGUCGUUCGAGUUAUCAGUGAAGACACAUACCAGGACGGUAUGGGAUGGAUCGGACGGGACGCCAUCAUAUCCGAGAGCGACAAGUCGGCCAGAGAAAUUGAGGCCUUGCAGCAGUCGUGGAACUUCUGGCAAGUGGACGUGGGCGACUGGUGUGAAGCAAACGGGCCAAGGUCAGCAGUGAAAGCGGCCUGGGACUCGGUCGAGACUGCCGGUGAGGGAGCCAUCGCGUUUGAGGCCUUGGACGAAUUCUAUCAGACGAUGAGCGACGCGGACGUCUGUUCUGCGGGUGUGUGCGCGACCUGGCUGCAGGAUCGUGUUGAUCCUUCGCUUCCCGGCCUUGGCAGCAAGGCGAGGGACGACUUCAUAAUCGGGCGUACCUUGCUUGAAGCAGACAGCUACACGCAUCCAGUCAUGCCCAGCCAAACGAUUGCCAUGGCUCUGCGAUCACAUGCUCGCGCGCAGUUGCGUUGGAGACUGCACGGCAUCCGACCACCAUCCCCAGACGAGACCGGGUUGUGUGCAAUUGACGAGCGCACCGCCGUUUCGAGGCUCGAGUCAUCAUUCCACGACACUCGCAGGACCAUGAAGCGGAUGGACUUGGCCCACGCGUUCGAUCCAAUUGCCGUGGCGCCCAAAAUGCAACCAAGUUCGCACCUCGACCCGUCCGUCUUUGACCGCACGACGCAGCUGAUUGUUCUGGACGUGGCCCCCUGGAUCCGCGGCAUCGUGGCCUUUGAGAAUCAGCUCAUGCAAGCAAGACUCAAGCUAAGCCGUAUUCUGAGUGACGGCGGAGCAAGGAAGCGCAUGCGCAAUACGAGAAGUGCGUAUUCAGCACUCGAGGGUGGGGAACGCAGGAGCACGCGACGGGAACAGUACUUUGGCGACUGUCUUUCGACCGACCUGGUGAUGCGCACUGGGGGUCAUGAUUGGCAGGGGGCGGUGGCGGAAACCGCAAAGGGCGGUGUUUCUGGAGCAGAGAUGCCAAAUUGUCAACAGGUGAUUGCUUCACCACCGGAAGAGAUGGUAUUGUAA
Messenger RNA from Metarhizium album ARSEF 1941, 3549 nucleotides. Its product is annotated as telomere length regulation protein elg1. Gene Ontology annotation, cellular component: nucleus. Gene Ontology annotation, molecular function: ATP binding; ATP hydrolysis activity; DNA binding. The record is from RefSeq and is a predicted model, not a curated record. Bases 1 to 3549 code for a protein of 1182 amino acids. NCBI's taxonomy places the organism in Eukaryota, Fungi, Ascomycota, Sordariomycetes, Hypocreales, Clavicipitaceae. The transcript has a single exon.